AUGAGGUUGGGGUACCCAAGUGGGAGUGCUGAGGACAAGUUGCUCGGCCCUCAGUUCCCAGUCCAACGACCUUGCUUCCUCAUCGUCGAGACGCGGGACAUGCAUCCAUUGGCGUUGUGUCUGGUCACGUACUUCUGCGAGACGGAAACACGAGAUUUGGAUGUGGCUCAUCCUGUGGCCACAGAGCAGUGUGAGGAGUUCCUCCUCCUCACUGAGCCACUCUUUCGGGCGAGAUUGCGGGGUACGGGUUGCGAUUGCCGUCCUCAGCUCAUUGAUGCGACGGGUGGUCUGGGGGUCGAAGCCAGGCGCGUUGCCGGCAGCAGCGGCAGCGGCGGGGGCCUCGUCGACAUCCAUGCUCACGCCUUGCUCGGUGCCGUCGACUGA
Messenger RNA from Chaetomium globosum CBS 148.51, 384 nucleotides. RefSeq lists its product as uncharacterized. Bases 1 to 384 code for a protein of 127 amino acids. Lineage: Eukaryota; Fungi; Ascomycota; Sordariomycetes; Sordariales; Chaetomiaceae. The record is from RefSeq and is a predicted model, not a curated record. The transcript has 2 exons.